AUGGAAAAUGGUAACCACUCACUAACACAGAUUUUACUUAAUGCAAGAGUGAACCCAAAUUUUAGAGAGAGAUGCGGUGCAACACCUUUAACACUUGCAGUGUUAAAAGGGGAUGAAAAAAUGGUAAAACUUCUCAUAGAUAAUUUUUCCAUUUGUGAAGACAACUAUUUUUCAUCAGUACCAGGGCCUAGGCAGAUUGCUUCUAAGCUGGGGUUUGAAAACAUUGUUACCAUUAUUGACGACUUCCUGGCCAAUGAAAACCAAACAGAUCUUGAAGUCUGGGAAGUUACCUCUCAUAGCCCAAAUGAACCACUUGUCGUGCUUAAUGAUGAAACUGCUGUUGAGACAAAUAAACUCGGUUACUACAGUAGGAAUAUAACGAACUGUAAAACCAUAAUCGUUGGCGAUCAAGGCACAAAAAAGAUGAUUAGAAGUGUUAAAAAUAAAUCUCAAUCCACUUAUAGUUGGGCAGCAGAUGUCCCUGGAGACAUGCAUACUAGAGGUACAGUACAUGUACUUUGUCUGAUACUAUUAAUUUUCAGACCUUUGUUUCUAA
Paramuricea clavata is the source of this 556-nucleotide messenger RNA. The record is from the annotation of a GenBank genome assembly. NCBI's taxonomy places the organism in Eukaryota, Metazoa, Cnidaria, Anthozoa, Malacalcyonacea, Plexauridae.